Messenger RNA from Acanthosepion pharaonis, 1668 nucleotides. Lineage: Eukaryota; Metazoa; Mollusca; Cephalopoda; Sepiida; Sepiidae. The record is from the annotation of a GenBank genome assembly.
AUGCCAGUCUUGCAAAAGAUCGAAACUACCUCAGCUAAUGGGUCAUUAUCUGAUGCUAUCAAACAUGGUAUUAUUGGUUGGCAGGUUACUAACAACAAGAUUCAAGAGAAACGUGUCCGUCGAGCCAUCAUAGCAACUCCUUCCAUAGGUCCUAUUCCAACAAGCAUGACUCGUCACCAUGGUAGUGAUGCCAUGACACACCAGGUACUCACCAUGUCAUCACCAAUUGUGCCAUCAACCCGAACUCACCAAAGAACCAAAACUAAACAUCCCGAUGCAACUUACCUCCAUCCAUCUACUUUUGAUCCAACAGAUGGUAGCAUGCCAAAGACAAAAACUUUGCCAGAUGGCAUGUACACCAUAACAACUGGUAGCAUAGAACCAACUAGAGUUGAUCCAGGAUUUGAGCCAUCAAGACCCACCCCACCAAUGACUAAGCUUCCUCAGCAGUGUAUGGAUCACAAGGAUGAUCGUCCCAUGGUUGACAAAGGUAUACCACCAGUUAAAGUGUUUGCUGGUCAGAUAAUGAAAUUCAAGGUGCCUCCAGACACUUUUAUGGAUUGUGAAGAUGGGAAGACUGAAAACCUUCGGCUUGACUUCUUUUUAGAAAAUUACAAGCCGAUUCCACCAAAUUCUUGGUUAAAAGCUGAAAAUAAGAAGCAGAUGGUAAUUGGUCUUCCCUUACUUAGUGAUGUUGGAAUCCAUAAUAUGUCUGUUGUUGCUGUAGAUUCGAGUGGCUCCAAAGAAGUCCUAGAUUUCUACUUCAAAGUUGUCAAUAAUCCAAAUAUGCCCAAGUCCAAGAUAUCCCACAAGAUAAACAUGGUCAUCGAUAUGGACUAUGAUGAAUUUAUGUCUGAAAUUGGGAAUCGACUUAAUGUGGUGAAAAAAAUAGCUCGGUUAUAUGGAGACAAGAACCUUUCCAAGAUCUCAGUUUUGGACAUCGGCCAAGGUUCAGUUGUUUUCUCCUGGACAAACAACACUAUUCUCGGUGAUGAGUGUCCUAAAAAAGAAACCAAGCAACUCCUCAUGAAACUGGUAGAUGCAGAUAAACAGGUGACGGAUAUGGCCAAGAAGGCCUUGAAACCGUACAAACUGCUCUCUGCCCAGAUCACACCAAUGGGUCCAUGCAGUGAUAAAUACGAUGCAAUUUUGGUUGGCUCCACCCCAGUCAUGCCAGUGUCUGAUAAGCCUGUUCACACACACAAAGGGGAUACAACAGAUGAUGAUGAUAUCCUUAUUUCUACAGUUGUUCCAGCUGUUAUAAUUGUAUCUAUUCUUUUGCUUGCUUUGCUUGUUGCUUGUAUUCUGUAUCGGAAGAAGCGUAAAGGCAAGAUGUCUCUUAGUGAACAAGAAGCGUAUGCUGGCAAAGGAGCACCAGUUAUCUUUGCUGAUGAACUUGAUGAAAAACCAACUGACUGCUCCCGGCCACUGAUUCUAGACGAGGAGAAGCCACCACACCCGCCACCUGAAUAUCAGCCAUCAUCUAGCGACAGUGCUCAGUCAACUCCACAUCAGGACCGAAGAGGGGACAAUGACACUAAUAUGCCUGAUAGUACCUCCCCUCUUUAUGAGCCACCUCCUCCUGUCACUACCUCUCGAGGGAACAAGCAGCCACGUCCCCAUGUACAGCCUCCUUAUAGAACCCCACCACCCUAUGUGCCCCCAUAA